This is a messenger RNA of Knipowitschia caucasica, 360 nucleotides long. The record is from the annotation of a GenBank genome assembly. NCBI's taxonomy places the organism in Eukaryota, Metazoa, Chordata, Actinopteri, Gobiiformes, Gobiidae.
AUGCCAGCCAAUGGCAGUGCUGAGGAGAGCAUGUGUUGUCAACAGGAGGCAAUCCGUUACACUGCUUAUCGCCAGGUCGUCCGCAGGGCAUAUGCAUUCUGGGCAGAACACAUUAGGAAGCCCUAUUCCAAGUCCUGUUGGUCUCAUUGGUGGGGGGAGUGGGCGAUAAGGGGGGGGGGGGGGGACGGGAUUGGGGGGGGGUUGGGUGUUCCCGAGGGGGGGGGGGAGCGGGGGGAGGGGGGGGGGGGGGGGGAGGGGGGGGAGUCGUACAGUCCUGGAAGGCCCAUAGAAUACCAGGCAGAGGGAUACCGAACCAACUUGCAGCAGCUGGCUGCCCCUCUAGAAUCCCAAUUGAGUUGA